UGCACUCGAUAGUUCAAGUGAGACUAAUGUCAAUCGAUACUCAAUCCUCAGACAAGCUCAACCCCGUUCUGAAGAACGACCUCCACACGAGCCAAGUGAAUAUCUGAAUCCAAAUCACGAAAACUCGUCAAAUUAACUGUCAAUUUAACCCAAAAAAUCAUUCGAUUUUCCUCAUAAAUUUUUCUCCACAUAGAACUGGAUUAUUCCCUCAACAUCUACUGGAGGAACAUCAAUACUUGAUGGAUACUUAAUACGCAAUGAAUUUCAGACGUAAAACGCCUGCGCGAAUGAGAAAUAUUCAGUGACAACGAAAGCCCUCUCAGUUCAUCACCACAUUCAGCCAACUCAACAUCAAACUCUCACCUAAAAUUGUUAUAUCGCGGAUGUCUGUCACUCUGGAGAUAACUCCUGAAGAAAUAAAGAGCCUCCAGUUCACAAAAUGGCUUCUAACACCUCUUGGUGUCUGGCCAUUCGUGAAAAGAGGCUCAACCCUGACAGAGAUUCGUCUAGCAAUUCUACUACAGCUAUUCUGUCACAGUUUGCUUGCAUUUGUCAUCAUCCCCUCAGCAUUUCACAUAUUCGCACGUGAAAGCAAUCUGAACGUGCGAAUAGCUCUAUUUGGACCAGUUGGCUUUGUGGUGACGAACCUUCUGAAGUACUGCGCGAUAAUUCAUCAUCGCACUGGCAUCAGAAGAUGCAUCAAGUACAUAGAGAACGAUUGGCAAGAAUUGCAGAAUCAACAUCAUCGUGACAUAAUGAUGAGGAACGUGUCAACAGGAAGAAACUUAACUGUUUUAUGCGCCACAUUCAUGUACUCUGGAGGAAUGUUAUAUCACACACUGAUGCCAUUCUUACUGACCAAUCCAAUAGCUGCUGAGAAAAAUUCAUCAAAUCGACCAAUUGUCUAUCCCGGAUAUGAUGCUGUAUUUGGUGUCUACGUAUCACCGACGUAUGAGAUUAUAUUUCUCUCUCAUUGUCUUACUGCAAUGAUCAUCUACACAAUCACUACUGUGUCUUGUAACUUGGCUGCUAGCUUUGUCACUCAUGCUUGUGGACAAAUUCAAAUUCUAAUUGUGAGACUCGAUUCUCUGGUGAACAGUGAAGGUGAUCGAAGUGAACGAUACUUGAAGAGGAAGCUGGGAGAUAUAAUUCAUUAUCAUGCUAAAGUGCUGAGAUUCACCGUAGAUAUCGAAGAAAUUCUUCGUGAAAUCUGUCUGGUAGAAGUCGUGGCGUCUACCCUAAUCAUCUGCUUGCUCGAAUACUACUGUAUGACGACGUGGAGUGAGAGUGAAACUAUUGGGAUCUGUACAUACUUUAUCCUCUUGAUAUCACUGAGUUUCAAUAUUUUCAUAUUUUGCUACAUCGGAGAGCUACUAAAGGGACAAUUCAGUGACGCUGGUACUAGGACUUACUUGACUGAAUGGUAUCGACUUCCACCAAAGUGUGGACUGAUGUUACUUCUGAUCAUUGCUACUGCCCGAGUACCUCGGAAAAUCACAGCUGGAGGACUAAUCGACCUAUCACUCAACAGUUUUGUUACUGUCAUUAAGACGUCAUUGGUGUAUCUGAAUCUGUUGAGAACCGUCGAAACUUGAUCAAUUCACCCUCGACAGUCGCUUUUGAUCACCGAUGAUGUGAUGAAUGUAAUAUUUUUUUACGUGGGGUGAACAAUGCAGAGAAAC
Molecule: messenger RNA, 1682 nt
Organism: Diachasmimorpha longicaudata
Lineage: Eukaryota; Metazoa; Arthropoda; Insecta; Hymenoptera; Braconidae
Product: odorant receptor 4-like
Exons: 5
Coding region: 384-1595 (403 amino acids)
Biological process (GO): sensory perception of smell; detection of chemical stimulus involved in sensory perception of smell
Cellular component (GO): plasma membrane
Molecular function (GO): olfactory receptor activity; odorant binding
Source: RefSeq, a predicted model, not a curated record